AUACUAACUCAACUCACUACAACUAAAAACACACUUAGAUCUUCUAAAACCCUAAAAAAAAAAUAUUCAAGAUGGGUUUGGUUAGAUCAGUAUGCUUAUUGGUUACCUUCCUCUAUAUAGUCAUCUCGGUCCAUGGACAAGCCACUGCAAGGCCCGGUGCUGGUUCUGGCACGAGGGUUGGGUUUUACUCGACCACUUGUCCUACCGCCGAAACCAUUGUCCGAAACGCCGUGACAGCUGGAUUCAACUCUAACCCGAGAAUCGCACCCGGGAUAUUAAGAAUGCAUUUCCACGACUGCUUCGUCCUAGGCUGUGAUGGUUCGAUCCUUAUCUCGGGAGCUAACACCGAGCAAACAGCCCGUUCGAACGUCAACCUCCGUGGAUUUGACGUCAUUGAAAACGCCAAAACACAGCUCGAAGCUGCGUGCCCUGGAGUCGUCUCUUGUGCUGAUAUUUUAGCUUUAGCCGCUCGUGACUCUGUCGUCCUCACAAGAGGAAUUAGUUGGCAAGUACCAACAGGACGUAGAGAUGGUCGCGUUUCUUUGGCUUCGAACGCUAACAAUCUCCCUGGGGCCGGUGACUCCGUUGCCGUUCAACAACAGAAGUUCUCCGCUGUGAGACUGAGUACACGCGAACUCGUCGUCCUCGUCGGAGGACACACGAUAGGACAAGCAGGUUGCGGUGCAUUCAGGAACAGGCUAUACAACAGCACUACAGGCCCAGCGGAUCCAACCAUUGACCCGACAUUGUUGGCGCAGCUUCAGACACAAUGCCCCCAAAACGGCGAUGCAUCGGUACGUGUUGAUCUCGACACUGGAAGUGGUACCACUUUCGACACCUCAUACUACAACAACCUAAGCCGUGGCCGUGGAGUCCUCCAAUCCGAUCAAGUCCUCUGGUCCGAUCCAGCAACUAGACCCAUUGUGCAACAGUUGAUGAGUCCAAGAAGCACAUUCAACGCUGAGUUUGCUAGGGCUAUGGUCAGGAUGAGUAAUAUUGGUGUGCUUACCGGGGCUAAUGGUGAAAUUCGUAGGGUUUGCUCCGCAAUUAAUUAAUUAAACAAUUAAACUCAGUGGUAUGAAUCUUAUGAUAAAAGUUCAUAGCUGGAUAAGUACUUGUUUCGAGUGUGGCUGGUUUCAUAAUAAAUAAAUCAAUAGAAAACGACAUAAUUAAACCUAAAGUGGAUUGAUGAAAAAGUGCGCACUAUAAGAUGUCCGCAUUCGAUUUCUUUUGUUUUUACUUGGUAAUAUUAUUAAAAUGUCUUUUAGAGAAAAGAAUAAUAGAAUGAGUUUGAAUCUAUUUUAUCUUCUUAUCUUUAUAUAUAAAGAAGAGUUUGAAUCUCUCCUGAGCAAUACACGUUGGAUUACACGUAGAUAAUUCGUUCGUUUUCGCGCGGACACGUGUCCAAGAAAAUCGAAACUCGGCGUUUCAUUUAAUAUUGAGUCUGGAACUAAACGCAGCGUUGUCGUCUAGGGUUAUUCCCGUGUUCUUCUUCGCCUCUUCUGCGUCAAGCAAUCUUCCAUCUUCUUCAUCACAAAGAUACCAGUUACAGAUUAAUACCCUUAAAACCUUCAAUUAAUAUUUCAUUCACGAUCUACAUUUAAGAGAGUUCUGCUUCUCCAAGGCGGUGGAGGUUCUAAUAUAAAAAGGCUGGCCGCUCCUCCUGCACUGGUCAAGUCCGGAUCCGUUUCUGGGAGACUAGGAAUGUCCGCCGUGGUGGAGAGCUCCUGGUCCUGGGAGUGGAUAUGCUGCUACUAGAUUCUCAGGAUUGGUAAUUCGCGUGGUUUUGCAUUUGUUCGAUUUAAGUAUAAAAACGAAGCUCCCAAAGCAGUGGAAAGGCUUGAAGAAUGCAGCAGUCGAGUUUGUGUGGGUGGUGAACACGAAAGAAAAAGUUGUAGCAAAUCAUCUCAAGCUGGAGAUAAUUCGGCUUGGGAAGAAGGAGCUUCAUGAAGCAAAAAGUGUGGGUGAAACCAAGGUUGAACUUCAAGGAGUUGCAGGAGUUCAAGCAUGCUGGUGAUGAUUCCCUUACCAUUACUCCCUCCUAUCUUGACUGCAAAUAAGAUGAACAUGAAUCUAGAUGGGGGGAAGUUCCAUGAGGUGAUCAUUUCUCUUUUCAAAACUUUCUUCCUCGCAUUGGUUUUGUUAGUUUUCUCAGAGCUGUGUUUGAUCCAAUGGAACGAUCAGAUUUGAUGUGGGGAGAAAAUGAGCUUAUGGCUCAAGAAAUCUGUCUUAUUCUCACCAACUCAUUAACACAAAUCUUAGCAUUUGUUUCAUGUC
Brassica napus (rape) is the source of this 2277-nucleotide messenger RNA. RefSeq names its product peroxidase 71-like. Gene Ontology annotation, molecular function: heme binding; peroxidase activity. The record is from RefSeq and is a predicted model, not a curated record. Bases 72 to 1055 code for a protein of 327 amino acids. The transcript is spliced from 7 exons. Gene Ontology annotation, biological process: response to oxidative stress; hydrogen peroxide catabolic process. Gene Ontology annotation, cellular component: plasmodesma; plant-type cell wall. NCBI's taxonomy places the organism in Eukaryota, Viridiplantae, Streptophyta, Magnoliopsida, Brassicales, Brassicaceae.